Messenger RNA from Cladophialophora yegresii CBS 114405, 855 nucleotides. RefSeq lists its product as uncharacterized. The transcript has a single exon. The coding region runs from base 1 to 855 and encodes 284 amino acids. The record is from RefSeq and is a predicted model, not a curated record. Lineage: Eukaryota; Fungi; Ascomycota; Eurotiomycetes; Chaetothyriales; Herpotrichiellaceae. Gene Ontology annotation, molecular function: aldehyde-lyase activity. Gene Ontology annotation, biological process: pentose catabolic process. Gene Ontology annotation, cellular component: cytosol.
AUGUCUCGACCAGGGGAUACCACCGCCGACGCCGACGCCACAGCCAACGACAAACUCAUCCUCCAACAAUAUCUCCGCGACCUCAUCUCCGGAAGCCACAUCCUGCACUACCACAACGUGCUCGACGCCUUUGGCCACCUCUCCUUCCGCCACCCCUUCAAGCCGCACAUCUUCAUCAUGUCCCGCAACGCCGCACCGGGCACCAUUUCGUCCACUGGCGACCUGAUCGAGUAUUACGUCGAGGAUGCUCGGCCCGUGGACCCCAACGCGGCGCCGGGUUUCCUCGAACGCUGCAUCCACAGCGAAUGCUACAAGCGGUACACCCACAUCAACAGCGUCAUCCACAGCCACUCCGAGGCCGUCGUGCCGUACACGUUCAGCGGCGUGCCGCUGCGCGCGUGCUACCACAUGGCGGGCUUUUUGGGCACGGGUUGCCCCGUGUGGGACAUCGCUGACGCGCAGACGGAGGACGACGUAAGUGAUUUGCUGGUGCGGAAUACGCACCUCGGAGGGUCGCUGGCUACAGCUUUCGGUAGUGCUGGGGAGGACAGCAGUGGGGACUCCCCACGACAUGUCGUCGUGUUGAUGCGCGGCCAUGGCUUCACCGUCCUCGCGGGGAGUAUGCAGGACUGCGUCAUGCGGGCGGUGUAUACGCAGAAGAACGCGGCCAUUCAGAGCACAGCCCUCACCACCCGGGCGGCGGAUCCGGCUGCUAUGGCCUCUUCUCCGAUCAAGUAUCUCAGUGAGAAGGAGGUGCGGGAUACGACGUGGUCGAUUCGGCAGUCUGCGCAUCGGCCUUGGGGGCUUUGGCUGCGCGAGGUGGAGGCGCAUGGGCUUUAUUCCAACUCGGCGUGA